Ziziphus jujuba (common jujube) is the source of this 1978-nucleotide messenger RNA. RefSeq names its product phospho-2-dehydro-3-deoxyheptonate aldolase 2, chloroplastic. Gene Ontology annotation, molecular function: 3-deoxy-7-phosphoheptulonate synthase activity. Lineage: Eukaryota; Viridiplantae; Streptophyta; Magnoliopsida; Rosales; Rhamnaceae. The record is from RefSeq and is a predicted model, not a curated record. The transcript has 5 exons. Bases 267 to 1868 code for a protein of 533 amino acids. Gene Ontology annotation, biological process: aromatic amino acid biosynthetic process.
CAAGAAACAUUAGAUUUCUGAGAGAGAGAGAGAGAGAGAGACCUUACUUUUCAGACUCUGACAGGUGUAGUGAUGAAGUAAGACUGAAUACAGAGUCAUAGGGGAUAACGGCCAUUUUGUUGGUUCAGAUAUCCACCCUCAAGCUCAAGUCGUUCUUAUUUGUCUAUCCACCGAAAAUAAUAAUAAUAAUAAUAAUAAAAGUCUUUCUUAUUUGUAUGUGAGAGAGACAGGGAGACAGAGACAGAGAGGGAAAACAGAGGAAAUAUAUGGCUAUACUGUGCUCUGCCAGUCUCACCACUCCAAGAGGAACAAGAACCUUGUUUCUUCAUGGUACCACUCCACCGCUCAACUCUCUCCAACCCCAUUUGCUUCCUUUCUCUAACAACCCCAGACCCACCGUCCUCCCCAUAUCUGCUUCUUUCUCUUCUUUUUCUCCAUUGUCAGUGUAUUCUCCAUUAUCUGGCUCCGAUUUGGGUCUCACAGACUGGACAUUGGAGUCAUGGAAAUCCAAGAAGGCACAUCAGCUCCCGGAGUAUCCGGACCCAGAAGAGCUCCGGGAUGUGCUGGACACCCUUCAGAGAUUUCCACCUAUCGUCUUCGCAGGUGAAGCCCGGAGGCUUGAGGAAUGGCUUGGCAAGGCUGCCAAGGGAGAGGCUUUUCUGCUCCAAGGCGGGGAUUGCGCUGAGAGCUUUAAGGAGUUUAAUGCCGAUAACAUCAGGGACACCUUCAGAGUCUUCUUGCAGAUGGCCAUUACUCUGAUUUAUGGUGCCCAAAUGCCUGUCAUCAAGGUAGGAAGAAUGGCAGGUCAAUUUGCGAAACCUAGAUCUCAACCAUUUGAGGUUAGAGAUGGUGUGAGUCUUCCUAGUUAUCGGGGAGACAAUAUUAACAGUGAUGCUUUUGAUGAGAAAUCUAGAACACCUGAUCCUCAACGGUUGAAGAGAGCAUACCUCCAAUCUGUUGGCACACUUAAUCUCCUUAGAGCAUUUGCCACUGGUGGAUAUGCUGCCAUGCAACGAGUGUCACAGUGGAAUCUUGACUUUGUGAAGCAUAGUGAGCAAGGAGACAGGUACAUGGAACUUGCACAAAGAGUUGAUGAAGCUAUUGGAUUUCUUGAAGCAGCUGGUGUCACUAGCAACAAUCCAAUAAUGAAUGCUAUUGAGUUUUGGAUAUCUCAUGAGUGCCUUCAUUUGCCAUAUGAGCAAGCUUUGACUAGGGAGGACUCAACAACUGGCCAUUAUUAUGAUUGUUCUGCGCACAUGCUUUGGGUGGGUGAGAGGACUCGGCAGUUGGAUGGAGCUCAUGUUGAAUUUCUUCGUGGUGUAGCCAAUCCUCUUGGCAUUAAGGUGAGUGAUAAGAUGGACCCAAGGGAGCUUGUAAAAUUGUGUGAAAUUCUUAAUCCCAACAACAGACCUGGGAGAUUGACAGUAAUUACCCGAAUGGGGGCAGAAAAUAUGAGGAUAAAGCUCCCUCAUUUAAUCAGAGCUGUAAGACAGGCUGGGUUAAUUGUAACGUGGGUAUGUGAUCCCAUGCAUGGGAACACAAUAACAGCUCCAUCGGGACUCAAGACACGGCCUUUUGAUGCGAUUAGGGCUGAGUUGAGGGCAUUCUUUGAUGUCCAUGACCAAGAAGGAAGCUAUCCAGGAGGAGUUCAUUUGGAAAUGACCGGGCAGAAUGUGACAGAAUGUGUAGGAGGGUCAAAGACUGUUACUUUCGAUGAUUUGAACUCUCGUUAUCACACACAUUGUGACCCCAGGUUGAAUGCAUCACAGUCACUAGAGCUUGCCUUUCUGAUAGCAGAUAGGUUGAGGAAAGACAGGUUAAAGAAGUCUGGUGCUGACUUUCAGAUUUACAGUGGUUCUGCAGCGUAGGCUUUGAGGUCAUUAUUAUUGUUUUCUUUUUCUUUUUCCUGAAUUUUGGGACUGCUGAGGAAUUUUUUUGGAAAAAAACAAAGACAAGUUAAUGAAAUUCUUUAUUCUGA